GCGCCGGUCCUGCCGUUCAUUCUGGCUUCACGCGCCGCAGUUCAAAAAUCCAGUGCGAAACAGUAUUUCCUUAUUCCUUGCAAGUGUGUUAUUGUGUCGAAAUUUAAUCAUUUUUAUCCGGGUGCUUGUGCGAGCAUUAAUAUUAUACUAUAUACGAGUUCGGAGUUCGUAUAGUUUUUGUUUUGCCGUGGUCGAGUUUUUUUUUUACUUGUUAGUAUAUUUUGUGUUUGUGUGAUGCUACAUUAAUUAUUCGUCAUAAUGGUGUAGACGAUGCUCUUCGAAAAAUGACAAGCAUAUAAACAUGGACCUGAUAUUUUUGAGAAAGACAGAGUACCAACAUAUUUAAUCAGGUGCCGCCAUGGGAUUGUCAGUGGCGGGAGACGGGCCUUCGUAGAUUUGACGCUGCGAAGGACACCGUCGAUUUAGCCAAAGGCAUCGCAAAGACUAUGGUAAUUGACCGGUUACAAAGCUUGAUUGCGGUGCUUAUCACAGUUUUUGGCGUAUUGCUAGCGAAUUCAGCUACUGAAACUUAUCUUCCUUCGGAUUGGGCAAACGAUUCGCAUCGUCAAAGCAAUAACAAAAGUCUAAAUCAAGACUGGUCAGUUGGCGAAGAAACGUCGUCGUCAUCGUCUUUAGAAGUGGACGUAGCCAAUCACCGGUGGUUGUCCAGUCAUAGAAGUCAAGACUACUUGCUAAUGAGACACGGCCACGAAGACUGCUGCCCUUCGCAAGUGGAAAUGAUCGAACCAAACGGUGGCAGUAACCCCCAAGGGUUGUACGUUGAGCUUUACAGCGACGGGACGGACAAACAGAGAUUCUACGAGGUGUCGUGCAAGGAGGGUGUCGAGGGAAAACCUUGCUUGUUCAUGGAACGCAAGCUGCACAACCAUUCGGUUUGCGAGCAGAGGUAUUCGUAUUCGUACGCAAUCGUCCGUGAGGGGAACGGCCGUCAUCACCAUAACACGUCGAACGGCGGGGUCAACAAGCAGUUCCCUUCGCUGUUCCCCAACGACAACAACGUGUGGAAGUUGGACUACAUCCAGGUGCGCAGCGGGUGCGCUUGCAAGGUGCAGACGCCGAUAAAAAAACAGAAGCAGAGAAGGAAGCAAAACAAGAGGCCGCAAUGAAGCCGGCCGGCCGCCACCGCAGGAUGGUCCAGCACGGUGUGUUCCGCGAGUCCUAAGAUAACAAUAUUUUUAUUGUUGUUGUUGUUAUUACUAUUACUACUACUACUACUACUACUACUACUACUACUACUACUACUACUACUACUACUACUACUACUACUACUACUACUACUAUUAUUAUUAUUAUUUUUAUUAUUUACUAGUAUUUCAAUACUAAUAUUAUUAUGCGAAAUGUUAUAAAAAAAUAACCCACAAAAAGCAAAGAAAUAUUUAGCCAAAUGCUUUGACUAAACCAUAUUGGGUUAGUUGGGAUCACGAUGUUGGUUUAACCUUGAAAUUAUAAUGUAGUGUAUGUGAUAACAUAAAUAUUGUUUUACUGUUCUUACAUUUUUAUUACAUUUGGUGCAAACUGCUAUUAUAAUCAUUUGACGUAGAGGAAUUUCAUAAAAGAAAAACUUGCUAUUAUAUACGUUUAAAAUUACUUCAUCUAAUCGCGAUGCAAACGAUAUUAACUUUCGGUUGUCGCGUGUAGAUUAAAAACAAGUGUUCUGAAACGAAUAUUCUGUCGCUAAAACGUGUUGACGUGUUAACUGCUAUGCAUUUUAAAUAGUAUUUGCACAUUUAGGCGUUUCUAACCGCUGACUAUGAUCUAUAAACCGGAUCAAAUCUAUCGCAAAAGCACGCCGAUGUCGUCGAUCAACUUUUAAGUUAAUCUUAAUCAAAACAACAACAAUAACAAUCAUAAUAAUACAAAUAUUUUAACACUAAUUCCAUUCCCUCUUUAAAUAAAUAUGGGUGAUAACUAGGUACUAUCUGGCACGAUAGCAUGUAUAUCUGACAUGCCACAGAUAUUCACCCUUAUCGGUUGUCUUAUAAAUUUGUUUGUUUGUUCUAUGCAUCAUAAUCAUUUUUUAAAUUAUUAUAUUUUAAGUAUAUGUAUUUAGUCAUUCGGAUGUUACCUUAGGCUUAUACGAAUAUAUAGGUAAUAUUAUAUAUUAAGUAUAAUCAUGACUGCUGCGCACUGUCCGCGAAUUUCGUUGACGAGUUACCUAAACUAUUUCGAAUGCAUACAAUUUAAACAAAUGUAUUUUUAUGAUUUUAAUAAAGCACUGUAUAUAAUAUUUACCUACGUAACCAUUCACCAAUUGCAUCCAGUCGAUUACCGGCAAUAAUGUUAAUUCUGUAUUUCUGUAUAAUUUAUAUUACGUAUUAACUAUUUGUUUAUUAUUAUAUUGUAAUGUACUAGAUAUGUUUUUAUUCUUUACAUAAAUACAUUUUUUUCUUUUGUUAAUUAUUGUUCCGUAUCAUAAUAGUAUACUGUAAAGUUAUAUAUAUUUUGUAUAUUUUAUGUUGUUUAUUUAUUUAUUUACUACUUAAUGAAAAAUAUUUUAAUACAUUUUAAAACAUGUUUUUUUUUCCAUUUGUACUUUUGAUGUUUCUCAAUACAUUUUUGUUAAUUUUAUACACUAACGAUCCAUUAGACUGUUUUGCCACUAUUGCAUCACUUAAGUAUUAUGUAACUUAUAUUACGUCAUAAUCCAUGUCAACCUUAUAAAAUAAUGUAUACGAAUACUUAAUGUAUUCAAGAUAAAUUGUAAAUUACUGCUAAAAUUGCUUUUAUAACUGUUAAAUGUAAUACCAAUUUGAUUAUAUUCAUAAAACAAAUACAACUUGUCUAUAUACCGCUAA
Messenger RNA from Adelges cooleyi (spruce gall adelgid), 2816 nucleotides. RefSeq lists its product as uncharacterized. The coding region runs from base 447 to 1127 and encodes 226 amino acids. Lineage: Eukaryota; Metazoa; Arthropoda; Insecta; Hemiptera; Adelgidae. The transcript has 6 exons. The record is from RefSeq and is a predicted model, not a curated record.